GGGUUGAGCUCAGCCUGAAUCAUGUCUGCAGUCAGGACUGUGCUGCUGCUCUGGGUCUUUGUAGGUGCGAUUGUCAGUACUUAUGGCGCUUUGGUUAUCUCUAGGGACACUGAGGUUCAGGACAAUCCUGACAGGACAAGACAUAUCAAGAAACGCAGUGUCAGUGAUGUAGAGAUUGAAGUGCAGAGUGUGAGGGUCGACUGCAAGGUUGCGUCCCGUUUUGCUCAUACAGUCAUGACUACCAAAGCUCUGAACAAGGGCAACUCAUCGAAGGAAAUAUUCUUUGAGGUGGACCUGCCAAAGACGGCUUUCAUCACCAACUUCAGCAUGGAGAUAGACGGAGAGACAUAUGUGGGUGAGAUAAAGGAGAAGGAGAAGGCCAAGAAGCAGUAUGAAAAGGCUGUGUCAUCAGGACAGACUGCUGGACUCAUCAAAGCAUCAGGCAGAAAGAUGGAGAAAUUCUCAGUUUCAGUGAACAUUGCAGCCUACAGUAAUGUCACAUUCACACUGUCAUAUGAGGAGUUGCUGAAGCGUCGGUUGGGCAACUAUGAGAUAACGACCCGGGUCAAACCCAAACAGUUAGUACAGAAUUUUGAGAUUGUGGCAGACAUCUACGAGCCUCAAGGAAUUGCCUUCCUGGAUGCCAAUGCGACAUUUAUCACCAAUGAGCUACUUCCCCUGGUGGAGAAAACUGUCACUGACAAAACGGCUCAUGUUUCCUUCAGUCCAACACUGGACCAGCAGAGGAAAUGCCCUGACUGUGACGGUACGCUGAUCGAUGGGGACUUCUUCAUAAAGUAUGAUGUGAACCGUGAUGAUAGCAUUGGGGACAUUCAGAUAGUUAAUGGCUACUUUGUGCAUUAUUUUGCACCUGCCGACUUGCCCCGAGUUCCCAAGAAUGUUGUGUUUGUGAUAGACAUCAGUGGAUCCAUGAGUGGGCAUAAAAUGGAACAGACAAAAGAAGCUUUGUUGACCAUCCUGAGUGACCUGAAUGAAGAUGACUACUUCGGACUGGUUCUGUUUGAUGAUGAAAUUGAACCAUGGAGGCCAUCUCUGACCAAGGCUACGGAAGACUAUGUGGCAACAGCAAAGGAAUUUGUCAAAACUAUUGAGGACAGAGGCAGUACAAACAUCAAUGAUGCAGUUCUCAAGGCAGUGGAGAUGCUUAUGACAGACAAGCAACAGAACCUGCUGCCAGAGAAUAGUGUAUCUAUGGUCAUCCUACUUACAGAUGGACAACCCACUUCUGGAGAGACAGACACAGAGGUAAUCCAGGAGAACGUCCAAGCUUCCAUUGACGGGAAUGUGACCCUGUUCUGCCUUGGCUUUGGCUAUGACCUGGACUAUGGCUUUUUGGAUACCAUGGCAAAGCAGAACGAUGGACUGGCCCGCAGAAUCUAUGAGGCAUCAGAUGCUGUAGUGCAGCUGCAGGGAUUUUAUGAGGAGGUGGCCAGUCCCCUUCUCUCUGAUGUGCUCUUCAGAUACCCUGAAGACGCGGUGCACUCUCUGACCAACAGCCACUUUAAGCAGCUCUUCAAUGGCUCUGAGAUUGUGGUGGCUGGACAACUGAUUGAAAAUGACAUGGAAAACUUCCUCAUAGAAGUCUCGGGACAUGGGGUGGACGAGUAUGUGAUCCAGGGCCAGAGCUCUGCCCAAGAGUGGGACAUCAUGUUCCCAGAACAAGAGUACAUCUUUGGGGAGUUCACAGAGCGCCUGUGGGCCUACCUCACUAUCGAACAGCUCCUGGAUAGGAAAGAUAAAGGCUCACCUGAAGAAAGGGCCAAUGCUACUGCAGAGGCUCUGGACCUUUCCCUCAAGUACAACUUUGUCACUCCCCUCACAUCCAUGGUGGUCACAAAACCAGAGAAUGAGGAGAAUCCAGAUGAUGUACUCAUUGCAGACAAACUCACUGAAGAACAGAGAACUGGCCCUCAGGCUCAAGGCUUCCAUCCACCAGCUCAGUAUGCCAACUACAGACUAGCCUCGGCCCCCCGAGGACCGCCCGCCUAUUUUGAUGCAUCUAGUCCUCUUGUGGAUGGAGACCCUCAUUUCAUCAUUGAGUUGCCAGAGAAAAAUGAUGCACUGUGUUUUAACAUCGAUGACGAACCAGGCACUGUCCUUACCCUCGUGAGAGAUCCUGAGCUUGGUAUUGUGGUGAAUGGCGAAACCAUCGGGGACAAGAAGGUUGACCCUGGGAGCAAAGUGAACACAUACUUUGGUCGUUUCGGUAUCGUUCACCAGAACUUAGGCAUCAGACUGGUGGUGAGCACCAAGGAGAUAUCUGUGACCCAGGACAGCAGAAUGCUCAAGCUACAGUGGUCCCACACAGCUUCUGUUAAAGGGGCAAACAUGGACCUGCAGGUUACGAAAGAUCACAGUCUGACCGUCACUCUGAAGGACUCUGUGAAGUUUGUCAUCAUUUUGCAUAAGGUGUGGAAGAAGCACCCAUACCACCAGGACUACUUGGGGUUCUACACCAUAGACGGCCACCUGCUCUCCCCCAGUGUCCACGGUCUGCUGGGCCAGUUUUAUCAUGGUGUGCAAUUUGAGGUGAGUGACACCUACCCAGGGAAGGACCAAGACAAACCUGAUGCUUCAAUGUUCAUUAAGGGGAAGAAACUAACCGUGACCAGAGGCUGGCAGAGAGACUUCCGGAAGGACGUGAAGAACGGAGAGAAAGUGCCCUGCUGGUUUAUACACAACAAUGGAACUGGACUCAUCGAUGGGAGCCCUGAAGACUAUGUGGUGUCCAGCCUGAUCUAGCUCUGUAAAAAUCAUCUAUAUAAUGGCCUAGCACUCAUAUCCAAAAUACAUGAAACAUGAAACACAAUAAUUUGUCUCUUGAAGGCAAUGUUCUAAAUCUGACUGAAUAUUUGAAUGAAGUGCAUAGUAUUUACUGUAAUAUGAAAAGACGAAAAACAUAUUUAUGUAUAAAAAAAAAAGUAAAUGAUUUCUCAUGUGCUGAAAUGCCUUACACAUUGUCACUCCUAUUUAAUAAUUACUGUACAACUUAUAUAUAAUUUAAUGGUCCAUAUUUUUGCAUCAGGUUUUGUGAUCAUUCAUAGGAAGACUUUAGUAACAGCAAUAGCUAAGGCUACAAUAUUACAAUUACAACAUCUUACAAGCUUGGAGUUCAGUGUUGACAUCCACACAAAUUCUAUUUUAUUCAGAAUGCAAAAGAUGUUCUACUGUACCCUUAAUCCCCCACAUAAAUACAUCUUCCUUAAGUCCUCUGUUUGGAGGAAUGCUGCAUUUCUUUCAUUUAAUGUCAUUGUACCUCUGUGGCCA
Messenger RNA from Clupea harengus (Atlantic herring), 3288 nucleotides. Its product is annotated as inter-alpha-trypsin inhibitor heavy chain H3-like. Gene Ontology annotation, molecular function: serine-type endopeptidase inhibitor activity. The record is from RefSeq and is a predicted model, not a curated record. Gene Ontology annotation, biological process: hyaluronan metabolic process. NCBI's taxonomy places the organism in Eukaryota, Metazoa, Chordata, Actinopteri, Clupeiformes, Clupeidae.